Molecule: messenger RNA, 5129 nt
Organism: Elgaria multicarinata webbii
Lineage: Eukaryota; Metazoa; Chordata; Lepidosauria; Squamata; Anguidae
Gene: SRGAP1
Product: SLIT-ROBO Rho GTPase activating protein 1
Exons: 22
Coding region: 88-3282 (1064 amino acids)
Biological process (GO): signal transduction; negative regulation of cell migration
Cellular component (GO): cytoplasm
Molecular function (GO): protein binding
Source: RefSeq, a predicted model, not a curated record
AAAGAAAGGUCUCCGCUGGACGGCAUAUUGUUAACACAAAACUCCCGGAGUCCUUUCCCUCGUUCUUAAAGGAGAACCGUGUGGAUAAUGUCAACCCCAAGCAGAGUCAAAAAGGACAAAGAGAUCGUAGCCGAGUAUGAAAGUCAAGUGAAAGAGAUUCGAGCUCAGCUAAUAGAGCAACAGAAAUGUCUGGAGCAGCAGACUGAGAUGAGGGUGCAGCUUCUUCAGGACCUGCAGGAUUUCUUUCGCAAAAAGGCAGAAAUAGAGACUGAGUACUCUCGUAACCUAGAAAAAUUAGCAGAAAGGUUCAUGGCAAAAACAAGGAGUACCAAGGACCAUCAACAAUACAAGAAAGACCAGAAUUUGCUAUCUCCAGUAAACUGCUGGUAUUUACUACUCAACCAAGUUAGACGGGAAAGCAAAGAUCAUGCAACUUUGAGCGACAUCUAUCUGAACAAUGUCAUCAUGCGCUUCAUGCAGAUAAGUGAAGAUUCCACCAGGAUGUUCAAGAAGAGCAAAGAGAUUGCAUUCCAGCUUCAUGAGGAUUUAAUGAGGGUUCUUAAUGAGCUUUAUACGGUCAUGAAAACAUACCAUAUGUAUCAUACAGAGAGCAUCAGUGCAGAAUGCAAGCUGAAGGAGGCUGAAAAGCAAGAAGAAAAACAAAUUGGCAGGUCAGGAGAUCCUGUUUUUCACAUUCGGCUAGAGGAAAGACACCCGAGACGGAGUUCUGUAAAGAAAAUCGAAAAAAUGAAAGAGAAACGUCAAGCAAAAUAUUCUGAAAACAAGCUGAAAUCCAUUAAAGCCAGAAAUGAAUAUCUGCUAACCCUUGAAGCAACAAAUGCUUCUGUUUUCAAGUAUUACAUUCAUGACCUUUCAGAUCUGAUUGAUUGUUGCGAUCUUGGAUAUCAUGCAAGCCUGAACAGAGCCUUAAGAACAUAUCUCUCUGCAGAAUAUAACCUUGAAACCUCUCGACAUGAGGGUCUGGACAUCAUUGAGAAUGCUGUUGACAAUUUGGAGCCACGAAGUGACAAGCAGAGAUUCAUGGAGAUGUAUCCUACAGCCUUUUGUCCUCCAAUGAGAUUUGAGUUCCAGCCCCAUAUGGGUGAUGAGGUUUCCCAGGUCAGUGCCCAGCAGCCAGUCCAAGGGGAACUCAUGCUUCGAUAUCAGCAGCUUCAGUCACGACUGGCCACAUUGAAAAUUGAAAACGAGGAGGUUAAGAAGACAACUGAGGCUACUUUACAAACGAUACAAGACAUGGUCACCAUUGAGGACUAUGAUGUUUCUGAAUGUUUCCAGCACAGCCGCUCAACUGAGUCUGUGAAGUCAACAGUUUCUGAGACCUACUUGAGCAAGCCUAGCAUUGCUAAGAGAAGAGCUAAUCAGCAGGAGACUGAACAGUUCUAUUUCAUGAAAUUCAGAGAGUACCUGGAGGGAAGUAAUCUCAUCACAAAGCUUCAAGCAAAGCAUGAUUUACUCCAGCGAACACUUGCUGAAGGUCAUAGAGCAGAAUAUAUGACCACAAGCCGAGGACGAAGGAACUCCCACACCAGACAUCAGGACUCAGGGCAACUAAUCCCACUCAUAGUAGAAAGCUGCAUCCGAUUUAUCAACUUAUAUGGUCUUCAGCACCAGGGAAUUUUCAGAGUAUCUGGCUCCCAGGUGGAAGUCAAUGAUAUUAAAAAUUCAUUUGAACGAGGUGAAAAUCCUUUGACAGAUGACCAAACCAACCAUGACAUUAACUCAGUUGCUGGCGUACUGAAGCUCUAUUUCCGAGGGCUGGAGAACCCUGUCUUUCCUAAGGAAAGAUUUAAUGAUCUUAUUUCCUGUGUCAGAAUAGAAAAUCUCUAUGAGAGAGCUCUUCACAUACGUAAACUCCUCCUGACUUUGCCCAGAUCAGUCCUUAUAGUGCUGAGAUAUCUCUUUGCCUUCCUUAAUCACCUUUCACAGUACAGCGAUGAAAAUAUGAUGGAUCCUUAUAAUCUGGCCAUUUGUUUUGGCCCAACAUUGAUGCCUGUUCCAGACAUACAAGAACAAGUUUCAUGCCAAGCUCACGUGAAUGAAAUAAUCAAAACAAUCAUUAUUCACCAUGAGACCAUUUUCCCAGAUACUAAGGAGCUUGAUGGCCCAGUUUAUGAAAAAUGUAUGGCUGGUGAUGACUACUGUGAUAGCCCUUAUAGUGAACAUGGUACCUUGGAAGAAGUCGACCUGGACGCUGGUACAGAGCCCCACACCAGUGAAGAUGAAUGUGAACCAAUAGAAGCUAUUGCCAAGUUUGACUAUGUUGGAAGAUCUGCCCGAGAACUCUCUUUUAAAAAAGGAGCCUCCCUGCUUUUAUAUCAUCGAGCAUCCGAUGACUGGUGGGAAGGAAGACAUAAUGGAAUUGAUGGCCUUGUACCUCACCAAUACAUAGUGGUUCAAGAUAUGGAUGAUACCUUCUCAGAUACACUGAGCCAAAAAGCAGAUAGUGAAGCCAGCAGUGGGCCAGUAACAGAGGACAAAUCUUCAUCUAAGGAUAUGAAUUCACCAACAGAUCGUCAUCCUGAUAUUUAUUUAGGAAGGCAACGCAAGAGGUCUGAACUCCCGCUUCCUGGCAGACGUCCUGGCAGGACCAGUGACGGACACUGUCCCGUUCAUCCACCACACAGCCUUGCCCAUUCAUCACUGGAGUUAGGUUCCCCCAGUAUGGCAAGCCACAACACGUCUCGAGCUGUCCUUCAAAACCGCAGCCUCAAUACAGACAGCCCAGAAAGGAGGCGUAGGCCAGGCCAUGGGAGCCUCACCAAUAUUAGUAGGCAUGAGUCACUGAAGAAAAUUGACAGCCCUCCAAUUAGAAGAUCAACAUCAUCUGGCCAGUACCCGGUUUUCAAUGACCACAAACCACUUGACCCAGAGUCAAUUGCUCAGGAUAUUGAAGAAACAAUGAACACAGCUCUGAAUGAACUCCGGGAACUGGAACGUCAAAGCUCUGCCAAACAUGCCCCAGAUGUAGUGCUGGAUACCUUGGAACAAAUGAAGAAUUCUCCCUCCAGCACUACCUCCACAGAAUCAUUGAGCCCUCUCCACAAUGUCAUGUUAAGAAGCACUGAGCCUCAGAUUCGGCGUAGCACUAGCUCUUCCAGUGAUACCAUGAGUACCUUCAAGCCCAUGGUGGCACCCAGAAUGGGAGUGCAGCUGAAGCCACCUGCACUUCGGCCCAAACCCGUAGUUCUUCCAAAGACAAACCCAAGUAUAGCCCCUUCCUCUCCUUCUCAAGGUCCAGCAGACAAGUCUUGCACGAUGUGAACACCAAGCAACUCAUCUGACAAGCAUGGAGUGAAUUACCAAAAGAAUGGAUCACUGAUAGAAGUCUGGCUUCCAUCACGCCAUUAAUUUGUGUUCAUUAUGGGAGAGGUUUUGUUUUUCAUGUAAUGUCUUAAGCUACCUACAUUAUCAUGGGCAUUUAACAUAGGCUCAGUUUUUAAACUGGAGAUUCAGUGUGUUGUUUGAAAAUAACAGGAACACACACUUUUACUUGAAACUUCCACACUGCACCUUUUCUAAUAAAAGCACCACAAGUCACCGCCAGCAUCCCAUGUAGCUCAAUAAUUUACAUUGACUGUAGCUUUUGGACUUCAAAAGGAAUUCUUAUGAAUGGUUAUUUGAAAUGGAUUUGUUUUCUUCUAUACUACUGGGUCCAAUAUGAAUCAGGGUUUUUUUUAAUAAGGGAUGAAAGUUUGCAUCUUGAGAAUUAGUAAGGCUACCACCCUUUGUACACUUACCCAUGAGUUAGUGCCACUGAACACAAUGGAGCUUACUUCUGAGUAAGUAUGCGAAGGAUUGGAUGGUAAGUACCCUAUACAAAAUGAAUAGGGAAAGUAAAGUCAUCCUGACAUUUUCUUCAAGAUACUUGGUAUGUGUGUUGGCAGUGCUAGUACAACUCAUUGGCAGAAUAUGGGGAAUGAAUUUUCUUCUCAUACAAAUGCAGAUGGCAGCUCUCCAAAUCAAAAUUCAAGCGUGUUGGCAGCAUUCUAUAGGCAGUUUUUCCCAGACUAGUUGCUGGGGCUGGGAAUGAUGGGAAUUGCAGUCCAACACAUCUGGAGGUCACUAGGUUGGGGAAGGCUAUACUAUGGAAUAGUUUCUAAUUAAACCUUACUCUCAGGCUUAAUCCAUUGCAAUAAAGCUAAAAGUUUAGCCACUGGUUCUUUCAGAUAACUUUUCAGAAACAAUUCAUUACAAAAAAUUGUUUACAUUCCUACGAGCCAAUUGUUUGGAUGUCUCUACAGAUAGAAAGUCUUAGCUAACUUAAUGAUUUGUAACAAAACAUUCCUGGAAAGUUUGAAAGAAAAUGAGUAAGUUGUGAAACUUAAUAGUUUGAAGCUGCUGUAUCCUCAUGGUUAUGAAACACAAUACGUGCAAACAAAGGUGUGCCGUUUCUUGCAUUUUGUUUAUUAAAAUAAAUUGCUUAUUUCUUAACUGGAAUAGCUCCUUCUGUUGAGGCAAGAGACUGUUCAUGGGGCAAAGAUGUCAUUUUCUACUCUAAAAUCGGAAUAAAAUGUGUCAGAAUCACGUUUUCCCCAAAUUAGAACCUUUUUUCAUGUGUGUGUGAGUGAAAGCUAUGAACCUGCAUAGUGCUGCAUCAUUAGGACUUUUGUUGUUGUUACAUGUGAACUAAUUAUACAACUGUUUUGCACAAACUAACACUAAGCCAUAUCAUCUCUGUGAAUGUUUUUAUACGGUCACCUUCCCACUUCACAGGAGACUUUAUCUUAUAUUAUUAAUCAAGCAACCACUAAAGUAAAAUCAUAUAAAUUCUAAUUUUGGAGUGAAACACCAAUAGUGGGAAUAUAGUGAGGGGGAAGGGGAUAUUCAGCUGAUAUCCAUCAGCACGUGCAAAACUGGAUCCAAAUAAGGGAUUUCUUUUCCCAUAACACUUGCUAGAUAAUGAACUUGUCAUUCUUCCGGUUGAAUGCUUUUGUUUCAAUCCUUCACACCAUGUGGAAUCAAAUGGAAGACGACUAGUCUUGCGAUGAGAAUUGUUAGUGUGUGACAGUCUUAAGGGCAUUAUAGCCUAUUAUGAUGAUGUGUGACUGAUUUAUUCCCACUGCUGUUCACCUCAUUAUAUGGGAAUGCUAAAUCCGAUGAAACCUGGG